This is a messenger RNA of Paramecium octaurelia, 6695 nucleotides long. The record is from the annotation of a GenBank genome assembly. NCBI's taxonomy places the organism in Eukaryota, Ciliophora, Oligohymenophorea, Peniculida, Parameciidae.
AUGGCCAAAGAAAUUGAAGAAUACUUUAUUAAAAGACUGUCUUCUUAUCUCUUGGAAUACUUACAGGAUUUCUCCCAAAAUAAUAUGGCAAAAGUAAAUUGAUUUUCCCCUAUGAAUUUAGUUUUCUUUGGGAAUUUCAUCCAAUAUCGUAUUAAAGAAUUUGUCCAUCAAAAAACAAGCUUUGCUUAAUUUCAAAUUCCCGCUCUAUAUUAUUGAUGGCAAAAUCAAUUCCAUCACUCUGAAUGUAAGUGUAUGAAGUUUAACCCUUUACAGAUGCCUCUUAACUAUAAAAAACAUCAACCGGAAUUAAUCAUUGAGGGAGUAGAACUACUCGUUUGUACCAUUUAGGAGAUCAAUAAAUUUACUCAAAACAAAGAUUAUCAGUAAUAGGGAGUAGAGAAUUUGAAAAAGCAUAAAUUAAAAUUAUGGGAAGAAUAGAUGGCCAAAUAUUUUGAAAAAUUAUCCCCACCCAAUUGGAUUCAGAAAAUAGUUGAUGGGAUAUUCAACAAUAUGUCCAUCAUCAUAAAAUAGUUUAAUGUUAGAUUUUGCAAUUUCUCAAUUCUUGGAUACGAGACUAUCUUGAGAAUUAAGUUUGAUGCCUCAAUCAAAGCAACCGAUGGGGAAUUCAAAUAAAACUUCAACAACGAUCUCAACAGCACAUUUAAAUUGUUGCAGAUCAAUAAAUUGAGUAUGUCAUUGAAAAAGGAGGCUUCCUAUAUCCUGACCAAGAAAGAUGUGCAAAUGAUUCUGAUGCCAAUCGAUAUCGAAAUCAAGUACACUCUUAAUAAAAAUUACGAAUAACUUACAUAGCCUAUCAUGGUGUUAGAAGCAUUAAUCAGAUCUCCUGUCAUCAUCCAAUUGAAUAAGGAAUAAAAGAACUAUUUAAUUAAAUUGAAUGAGGUACUAUCAUGUUAAGAAAUAAUUUAAGAUAAUUUUCAUCUAAGACCCACCAAAGAAAUAAAAAAUAAUUAUUCAGAUUGGUGGAAGUAUUUCAUUAAUUCCAUCAUUCUUAAACAAAAGAGUUAGAAAUUGGAUCUUAGUUUUUCAUCUAAGAAAUUGGUCUCAAUGAAAAGAUACAUCUAAUUAUACAAGAGAAAAUAAAACAUUGUAUUGGUGCCAUGGUUGUCCCAGUGGACUGCAAAGGAUGAAUCUAAGUUCAAAAUCUGCGAGGACAAUCUGCCUCUCAAGGACUUAUUGAAAUACCGAGAAUGGGCAUUUUAGGAAAUCAGAAUGGAAGCCAAGAGAUAUUGCAAUUCAGCGAAGGAUGGCCAAAACGAUCAGAGUGUCAAACCACUCCUUGAGAUUUGGACCAACACUAUUAAUAAUUAGAACUCCUUUAAGGAUCACACCAAAAGGAAUGAUGACAUCCCAAUAGAACUUGAAGAUGAUGAAAAAAUAAAUCUCUAUGAAAUCUUAGAAAGAGAUAAAACCAAUGUGUUGACUAGUUAUUUGAAAGGAGAAAACAAUCAUCCCAAUUAAUUAAAAAUAGAUUUCAAACUGAAAAUCCAUUCUAUCUUCUUUUUGAUUUUUGAACAAAGGGAACUGAACUGUGUUAAAUACACACCUGAAAACACGAAGAUCUUUAAGUUCUGUUAAUGCAGGUACCAUCUUAAAUUAUUAAAAAAACAAGCAUCUUCAAGAAAGAAGGUUAGACAAUCAUCUAACGUAAACACUUUAACUCAGGUCUAUAGUGAGUUGAAGUAGGGUGAGGAUAAAUCAUUUCAUUCAGUCAACUACAUCGACAGUUUUUAUGAAGAUAUGGAGGAUUUAAAUGGAGUAGAUUCAGAGAUAUCUCAAUAGUCGAACAGUUUAGAAAAAGUCAACAAUUAGGAACAAAAAUAAAACGCAGAUUAGCCUCUGCAUUAAAAGUUUGUUCUAUUGAUCAGUUUCAUUGGAAUCAGAGUUCCACUUCACAUAUAUUAAAAUGGAGGAAUUCAAACUCCACAGCCCAAAGGAUAGAGGGAAUUGGAAGAGAAGAUCUACAUAGGAGACAUCAAAGUGAUUUCUCCUGGAAUAUUGUUGAAAAUAAUGGAUGAGAAGGAACCUCGCAAUUUACUGCAAUCUCCAUUGUUUGGAAAGUCGCCUGAUGAAUCCUAGUAAGAGAAGAAAUAAUUAUAAUUAAAUUCGAAAUCUUAGAUCAAGUAUUGCGAAUUCUUCAACGAGAUCUUCGAAAUCUCAGUUACAAAGGAUUCUUAACAAUUCUUAAAUAGUGAAAUAUGUUAUCAGAUGUUGGGAGAGUUCCUCAAAUAGAAUAGGAUGUAGAAUAUAAAGAGUUUUCUGGAUGAUUAUGAGAAAGAUAAGAAUGGCUUUUAGGAUUUCACUACUGAGCAAUUUAAAUCCUACGAUAAAUAUUUCGAUGACAGACAGGAAAUCGAAGACCCUCUCUUCAUUCACAUAUCAAAACAACAAUUGCCUAAUGAGAAAAGUGAGAAAAACGAAAAGAAUCAUUGGGAUUUUCUUAGGAAUGUCACCAUUAAUGCAAACGAAAGAGAAAAACCGAAUCAAUGGAUUAUUUGCGAUAAUAAUAAUAAACAUGUGUUCCUCCAAGAAGCACACAACAAAAUAGUUGACAUCAUACGAAGAGUCCUAUUCAUACCCUUCAUUGAAGAAUUCGGAGAAAUGAUCUUGCCUACAUGCAUCAGCAAUUUGAGGGACAAAUUGACAUUUCCUCAAAUACAACUAAAAAAAGAGCAGGAUCAACAGAUCUAUGCGUUAUAGGUGUCUCUAAAUUUCAGAGGAGAGCAUUCGGAAUACAGAAUUCUCAGAAACAACGAGAUUAACAAAUGCCAUACCAAAGAAGCUGUUUAUCAAAGUAAAUCAAACCCAAAGAGUAAGAUUAAGAUUAAAAUAACUGCCUUUUCUUUUCUAUUAUCCACCAAGGCUGUCACGUCUUUGAUAUAUUUUAUGGAUAGUUAGAAAUAGCAAAUUUUUGAAUCGCAAUCUUACAAGCAAUGCAAAGAAGACAACAAAUUAUUAUAAUGCAUAGUUAAGAGCAAACCCUUGGCCAAGGAGACAAUUAAGCAAUAGCAGUGGAAGUUCUCUCUUGAAAUGGUUGACAAAUUCAAAAUAAGAAUAGUGACUGAUUCUAUUGCAAGCAAAAUAAAAACAGAGUUGAAACUCCAGUUUAAGAAUCUGUUUAUAAAGACUAUAAAUUUAGAGAAGAUGCGUCAGGAUAAGGAUUUCAAGAGCUUCUUUACAUCUGUUGACAAAAAUAAAAUGGACAAUUUCUUUGAGGAGUAGAAAUACUAUUGCAUCAACAAAAUUAUAUUAGAACAGUUUCAAAUUGCUCAUAAAUACUUUUCCAUCGAUUACAGAUAUUAUAAUGAAGAGAUGAAAAACUACGAAAAGUAAAUGCAAUCCUAGCGAAGUGGUAAGGACUAAUAAGGCUCUCCUCCAUUGUCUUUCUAAAGAAACAACAGUGAAUAGCUUUAAAGACCGAUAUAAUUUCCUCUGAGACAUGCGGUCACAUCUAAAAAUCAAUAUGAAGACAAACAACUGAAUUCGCAAACCAAUCUAUAAAGCAAGCCAGUAAAUAAAAUAUCAGGAAUUAAGUCUAUCAUAUUGGAAUCGAGGUUCUUGCUUUUUUCGUUUGACUCACUGGUAGAGAAUCACCCCCUGAUUACAGAUAAGAAAUUAUACAUCUAAAUCCCAUAUAUUGAUCUGCAGAUUAAUGACUCACAAAUUUGCUUUAUUGAAUUACUCAUGAUUAUCAACAAGAAGUUGAAAUAGAAGGAGAAAAAGCGACCCCAAGAGUUCAGAUAUCAAAUGAGUAAAGAUAGUUUGAUGAGGGCUGAAUUACUUGUAUUGUAGAAUGAUCAUAAGAAACAAAAAAAGGAUUGUAAACAUUGCAUUUUGAGAUUUCGUAAAAGUCUCUCUUUGAGUAACAUUAUUUUUGGUUCAAUUCCAAGGAUUCAGAAUGAUAUUAAUUUAUUUUCGUUAUUUGAAUUCGAAAAUUAGAUGAUCUAUUUUAGAACGCAAAAGAAGAAGAUAGAAGAACAAUAAAUAUCAAAGAAACAUAGUCAAGUAACCUUUGUUGAGACUCAUACCAACUCAGGGAUUUCAAUUUCAUUCAAAAGCACUCCCAAAACUAGUAAAAGUGUUUGUUAUGUCACUGUGUUUGAGAUGCCCCUCUUUAUAAUCACACAUGACAAAGGGUACUUUAAGGAUACCAUAGCAAUACAUUGUCAGAAGUCUAAGAAUGAUGUGGAGAUGUCUCAAUCAAAUAAAUUGGAAAUUCCACCUCCUCCUCCUUUUUCAGUUGAAAAAUCGAAAUCACAUUUUGAAGGUGCAUCUUUAAGACCAUAGCCAUAUCGCCUACCAGAUGAGAUUGAUGAAUCCAAUGUUGAGAAAACUCCCAUUGUCUUUGAACCUUAACUUUUCGUUUAAGAAUCCUAAAUCCUAAGCGACAAAUUGGAUGAUAAAUUUAUUUUCUAUUGCAGAAACAAAGAGCUAGAGAUGUUCAAUCAUGAUUUUGCUGAGUAUGAAGAAAAGGAUUAGCAAUCUUAAAAUAACUUAAUUGAUUAAUAAAAUGUUAAGGAUCCCAUCUAUUUACUAUUCUACUUUCACAAACCUUUGAGAGCCAAUCUGCUCCUGAAUGUGGCUGAAGAAAUUUACUAAGAAAAACACUCAAAAAUGAAACUCUUCUUUGCUAUCGAAAAUAUCAAAGCCACAUUCAGUAAUCAGUUUGCCACCUACAAUGUUAUUACCAUACUGAAAAACAUAUCCACAAUAAUGAACAUCUAGGAAAAUGCCUUUAAUCUAGUAAAUUAGGAUCUCUUGAAAAAGGAAAAGAACAAAGUCAAAUUAAAGGAGAAUCCUUUGAAAGUCAUUGAUGAAAUGAUUGUAUGUGCAAUCAUCUAGAAUAUUUACUUGAAAUCCAAUGAAACAUUCUUUAAGCUUAGUCAACUGAGAGUCUUUGUCUAAAUCUACUUGAUGGAAAGGUAGAGAUUCAAUCCCAUACAAAAGAGAGCCAUUCAAAGCUAUUACCCAUAGAAUCUUAGCAACAUCUAGAUUCCUAAAACGAGGUCUUCUAUCAACAAUUACGAAGAGGAUCAGAUCUUACGAUGUGAUACCAUCAAAUUUAAUUUCAAUCAGGUCUCUUAGGUGGACAUCAAAAUAGUGUUGGUGACCAAAAGCAAAGGCGAACUGAGUUUAUCGGUUGAUGACAUCCAAAUCAGUAUUAUGGGUAGAUAAAAGGAGAACUUGCUAGUAAUGCCAGGAAAGGAUAUCGGAGGCCAAAGAGCUAAGUAUGCCUUGCAUAUUAAUUUGUCAUUCCAAAAUUCGUACCCGUUGGUGAAGGCAAAGGUGGAAUAAGCCAAAAUAUUGCUUUCGCAAUAGAAGGUUUAGGACUUAUUGAUUGCAAUCAAUAGUUUCUAUCUGAUAAAUAUAGAAGAAACGAUUUCAUUGAAAUAGCAUCUAUUGAAAUACAUAUUUCAGCAAGAACUCAAUGCUUUCAAUAGGGAGGAAAAGCAAGUGAAUAUAUUUGUUAAUCAAAUCAAUAAUUACAAGAAGGCAUAUAAGUUUGCAUCCGAACUUAUAAUAGAAUCAUUGAUUAUUAAAUUGCAGGAGUAGGAGAAGGACUUCUUUUUGUUUCAAUUUCAUUCAAUUUAUUUAAAUAAGAGGAAUCAGACCAAUUUGUAAUUGUCAAUACAGCAAAUAGAGAUGAAACCAUAGAAUUCAGCAGGAGAAAAAACCAUUUAUUAAAAUUUGAUUGAGCCCAUUGAUAGUAAGUAGGUUGUGGUUUUCAACAUGGAAAACAAGAUAAUCUCAAUCAGGAACAUGAGAUUUUACUUGAUCUCAAGAUACAUCAAUGAACUUCAAGCAUUUAAGUAGAGGGUGGAAGCAAUAUUGUAGAAGAAUUUGGAUGAAUUGAAAGAAAAAUAUUAAAAGGACUUUGAUUUGUAAUUGCAAAUAAAGCAUGAGGAGGAUUUCCUGAAGGAGAAGGAUAACUUUAACUAUUAAAUUGAAAUCACUAAUUCCUAAUUUGUACUACCAGAGACUUCCUAAGAUUAUAAUGCGAUUAUUGCUACGUUUAACAGGGGGUAGAUCAACUUAAAGAAGCAAAAGAUAUAAUUGAAAUUGCCUGAUAUCGACAUUGAGCUCGCACAGUAGGAAUAGCAAAUGAAUGAAUCUUUGUUUAUAGAUUAUAGGGAGUAAAUACAACCAGAAAAUGGAGAGUUUUACGUCAUCAAUAUGUUUGGUUGUUUUGAUAACGUUUUGGUCAAAUAUCAGUUGAAUAACAAUCAGAAGACAGGAGAAUUAUUGAAGGCUGGUAUUUAAUUUUAUCUAUAUCAUAGAAUAGAUAACUUCAAAUAUGGAUAUACCUAGCUUCGAAUAAAAUUGUGGCCAAACUCUAUGGAAUUUCAAGGAUCAAUGCAAAUUAGAAAUUAAUAAAUUGAAAAUGUCACUUGAUUUAGGAAAAUUGAUGAAAAUUAAGAGUUUAAUGACUAAAAACUAAGAAGAACAAUCUCCUUUGUUCUAAUUUAAAAGACCUCUAUUAUAGAAGAUAAACUUUGAAGUAUUUCUAUUUAUAUAAAUUUAGAUUAAAUUCAGCGAUAGUAAUCUUGCUUUAACAAGAUUUAACCAAGGCGAACCAGAAAAACUAAAAUAACUUAAAGAGAAAUCCAAAGUCUAUAGUUAAUCCAUAAGAAAAAGUAAACACUUUUCUCCUCAAAACUAAUAAAAGUGAAUAUUCC